Molecule: messenger RNA, 2199 nt
Organism: Hypanus sabinus (Atlantic stingray)
Lineage: Eukaryota; Metazoa; Chordata; Chondrichthyes; Myliobatiformes; Dasyatidae
Gene: mthfd2
Product: methylenetetrahydrofolate dehydrogenase (NADP+ dependent) 2, methenyltetrahydrofolate cyclohydrolase
Exons: 8
Coding region: 50-1045 (331 amino acids)
Biological process (GO): tetrahydrofolate interconversion
Cellular component (GO): mitochondrion
Molecular function (GO): methenyltetrahydrofolate cyclohydrolase activity; methylenetetrahydrofolate dehydrogenase (NAD+) activity; methylenetetrahydrofolate dehydrogenase (NADP+) activity
Source: RefSeq, a predicted model, not a curated record
UACAGACGGCCGUGCGGCCUCGCUUUCCACAGCGUUCAUCGGCGGCGGCAUGGUUCCCGGUUUUGGUAACUCGCUCCGCACCUUCAGCGCCGGUCUAGUCAGUGUCUGUCGCCUACACACCAGCGCCCCGAGAAAUGAGGCUGUUGUCAUCUCAGGAAGGAGGCUUGCGAGGCAAAUCCGAGGAGAGGCAAAGCUCGAUGUAGAGCGCUGGGUUGCUGACGGCAACAGGAGGCCACAUCUCAGCGUUGUCCUGGUUGGGGACAACCCAGCCAGUCACUCCUACGUGAAGAACAAAACCAAAGCUGCUGCUGAUGUGGGUAUCACGAGUGAAACCAUUCUGAAGCCAUCCAGCAUCACUGAGGAAGAGCUGCUGGAGUUAAUUAACAAGCUCAACAAUGAUAAUAAAGUUGAUGGGUUGCUUGUCCAGCUUCCUUUACCCGAACACCUCAAUGAGCGCAAGAUCUGUAAUGCGGUGUCUCCCACAAAAGACGUGGAUGGGUUUCACGUACUCAACGUCGGCCGCAUGUGCCUUGACCAGAGCUCUAUGUUACCGGCAACACCCUGGGGCGUGUGGGAAAUCAUCCAACGAACAGGAAUUCCCACUCUGGGGAAGAAUGUGGUUGUUGCUGGGCGGUCAAAGAACGUUGGAAUGCCCAUCGCUAUGCUCCUGCACACAGACGGCAGACACGAGAGGCCUGGUGGAGAUGCCACGGUGACCAUGACUCAUCGAUACACCCCCAAAGACCAGCUGAGGGAGCACACCAAGCUCGCUGACAUUAUUGUGGCUGCUGCCGGUAUUCCCAAUCUCAUCACAGCUGACAUGAUUAAAGAAGGAGCUGCUGUCAUUGAUGUUGGCAUCAACCGUGUCCAGGACCCGGUCACCGGGAAGCCCAGGCUUGUGGGUGAUGUUGACUUUGAAGGGGUAAAGAAGAAGGCCAGUUUUAUAACGCCAGUUCCAGGCGGCGUUGGCCCAAUGACUGUCGCCAUGCUGAUGAAGAACACCAUCAUUGCAGCCAAGAAGCUUCUGAAGCAGCUGGAGAACUGAAUAAUUUGCCAUCCUGUGCUGGAGCGGGAGAAAUGAGCUGGAGAGCCCUGCCAAACAUUCCAGUGUACUGUUUACACUUCCCAAUACCAAAGGCUAAUUGAGAGCUGAGUCGUUAUUUAUUGCUCUGUCCUGGAAGUAAUUGGGUUCUCCUGUUUGCUUUGAAUAUAAUUUAUUUGGGAGGACCUUAGUUAAAAGACUAAGGCAUGUGCAAUUUCAUAAAUUUGUUCCAAAGAGGCUUCCUACACCCGUACUAUUCUGUCAAGUUAUUUAGCACGUGUAAAUAAUACAACAAAAAGCUUGUUUUAUUGCUAAGUUCUUUGAAGUUGCAGUGAGGAGACCAAAGUGGAGGAGGGUUCCAGUGUGAAAAGUUUGCACUUCGAAGGCUUCAGUGAAGGAAACCUCACAAAAGUUUUGCUGUAUAACCUCACAGGAGAGUAUUUUAAAGUACUGAAUAGCCCAAAACAGUUAACAUGGGGAGUAGAAUUAUCUUUGCCAGCUGGUGCAGGAGCUGAAUUUGUUUGGACAGUUUUGAUCUUGAGCUCAGAGCAGCCUGUGCUGUCCUGAAAGUGAGGUCAGUGAUCAAGUGUGUGAACCUGUUGGGAGCUUCUGACGUCGACUUUGCGUGCCAGCAGACGCCCUGGCAUUUCCUCCCUGUCCCGAGUAUCUGCUGGUGGCGACUCAAAGCUGUUUUCUCGUGUGAGGUGAGGGAAGUGUCUUGGAAUGAGGAUUACAAUGAUGAACUCUAUUCCAGAAGUACUUCAUGAUGAACGUCGUUGAGAAAGUCUUUUUUCAUGCGGUACAAGAGGUUGCAGCGUGUUCGACAUCACACCCUGAGUAGACAAGAUCUAUCUGAACAAGAUUCACUUGGCUGAAUGAUGUCAUAAUAGUAACUAUUGAUCAAUAUGUGCAAGGAAGCUAAAUCUUCAAGGCCAGCUUAACUAGUUUGAUGGUCAAUUUGUAUAAAUUCUCCAUAUUAUUGUACUGAUCGGCAAUUUGUCCAUGAGACGCUGUACACUCCAGAAAAAAGCCUGAAUUGAAUUGCUUACCCUUGUAUUCAACUGUUGGCAAAAGCAAAAUGUACGACAUGCCCUGUCACUUGCAGAAACAAAGUGAACUGUGCAAUAAAGCUGUUACACAUUCAAAAGUGAAUCUGU